Messenger RNA from Aspergillus alliaceus, 691 nucleotides. RefSeq names its product Fibronectin type III domain protein. The record is from RefSeq and is a predicted model, not a curated record. Lineage: Eukaryota; Fungi; Ascomycota; Eurotiomycetes; Eurotiales; Aspergillaceae. The transcript is spliced from 4 exons. Bases 178 to 588 code for a protein of 136 amino acids. Gene Ontology annotation, molecular function: protein binding.
CCACACACGCUGUUUCCGCGGAUUAGUUUGUUGGAGAUAGUUCAAGUUGCCGACCGUACUUGACUGCCCGACCAACCAAAAAAAAAAAAGUGGACUUCGAAGAGGCUGGCUUCUCUCGCCAAUCUGUCUGUUUCCCCUCUUCUGUCAUACCCGUCUCCAUGGGUAUCCGACGCUGGGAUGUAUGAGCCGCUGCAUCUAUCUUUUGACGCCUACCCUAGCGUGGUUCCCCGAGUAAGGGUACGAGGUGUCAUGGCUCUUUUCCUGGCGGUUACGAUUUUAUGGGCUUUGAUCUGGUUGCUCUAUCGCGCAUGGCAAGUCUGUCAGACUCCGAAUGAUGUCCUGGUGGAAAAACUCGGAUUGGACAUCCCUCCGCCACCAGACGUUACACUAGAGGGGAUCACUGCCCGUGAGAUUCGCAUUGCUUGGAAACAACCGGAGUUUCACAACUCUAUUCAUAAGCAUAUCAUUCAGGUGAACGGAUCCAAAGUAGGCGAGUCGAAACGAGCGGAAACCGCAGUGGAAAUCUUGAAUCUAGCACCAGGCAACAUCUAUCAUAUAUCCGUUAUUUCCAACAUGUCGCUCUCUUGAAGGAGCUGGAGAAGCAGCGUGACGAGUUGAGGAAGCGAGUGAAGGAGAAGGACGAAGCGAGCGGUGACCUGAAGAAACAUGUCUAUAAGUUAGAAAGCGUCAA